Austrofundulus limnaeus is the source of this 4345-nucleotide messenger RNA. It is a transcript of the gene gria3a, whose product is annotated as glutamate receptor, ionotropic, AMPA 3a. Bases 330 to 2990 code for a protein of 886 amino acids. The transcript is spliced from 16 exons. Lineage: Eukaryota; Metazoa; Chordata; Actinopteri; Cyprinodontiformes; Rivulidae. The record is from RefSeq and is a predicted model, not a curated record. Gene Ontology annotation, biological process: monoatomic ion transport. Gene Ontology annotation, molecular function: signaling receptor activity; ligand-gated monoatomic ion channel activity. Gene Ontology annotation, cellular component: membrane.
AAGAUCUGCUCCCCCUCUCUCCACCUCCAUCUUUGAGAUAAAACACUGGCUUUAGAUUUCCAGCAGCAGCAUCAGCAGCAGUGGGCUGGCGCUGCGGUUGCGCUGGCACACAUUCACCGUGGGCGCACAGAGAGAGAGGGAGAGAAACUGAGAGACGCUCCGCAUCUAUUCUGUGGAUUUCUUUUCUUUCUUUUUUUGCUUUUUCUUUCUUUUUWAAAUUUUUUUUCAAAUUUGCAUCCAAGCCCUCUGUAUAUCUACAUGCUUCUCCUUGCUUUGCCUCACUCGCACACAGACCAGGAGUUGAUUUCACUUCCCGGAGGAGAGAAAAAAUGUGGAAUCGCACAGUUGCUGCAGUCUUUGUUAUUUUUCAUUUGUGUGGGGAGUCGUUGGCAGGGUUUCCAAACCAAAUCAACAUUGGUGGACUGUUCAUGCGCUCCACAGUGCAGGAGCACAGCGCCUUCAGGUUUGCUGUCCAGCUCUACAACACCAACCAAAAUGUGACAGAAAAACCUUUCCACCUCAAUUACAACGUGGACAACUUGGAGUCCUCCAACAGUUUCUCCGUCACACACGCCUUCUGUUCCCAGUUCUCCAGAGGAGUAUACGCCAUCUUCGGCUUCUAUGACCGGAAAUCCAUGAACACGCUGACCUCCUUCUGCGGGGCUCUGCACACAUCCUUCAUCACGCCCAGCUUCCCCAUCGACGCUGACGUGCAGUUUGUCCUCCAGAUGAGGCCCAGUUUGAAGGGGGUUGUCCUCAACCUGCUGGAUCAUUACAAGUGGGAGAGGUUCGUCUAUCUUUACGACACAGACAGAGGUUUUGCAAUUCUCCAGGCCAUUAUGGAGUCAGCCGUAGCCAAUAACUGGCAGGUGACAGCUCGCUCGGUCGGGAGCGUGGUGGACCCCGCAGAGUACAGACGCAUCAUCGAGGAGAUGGACCGCCGGCAGGAGAAACGUUUUCUCAUCGACUGCGAGGUGGAGAGGAUCAACUUGAUCCUGCAGCAGGUGGUGACCUCGGGGAAGAACAGCAGAGGGUACCACUAUAUCCUGGCCAACCUGGGUUUUUCCAAUCUGAGCCUGGACAGAGUCUUUUCUGGUGGGGCCAACAUCACAGGCUUCCAGAUCAUCAACCCAGACAGCCCCAUCGUUCAGCAGUUCCUCCAGCGCUGGGAACGCUUGGAUGAAAGAGAAUUUCCAGAAGCUAAAAACACUCCCCUGAAGUACACAUCAGCACUGACCCACGACGGCAUUCUUGUAAUUGCGGAGGCCUUCCGGUACCUUCGUCGCCAGCGAGUAGACGUGUCCCGCAGAGGGAGYGCAGGCGACUGCCUCGCCAACCCCGCAGUGCCCUGGAGCCAAGGCAUUGACAUAGAGAGAGCCUUGAAAAUGGUGCAGGUAACAGGUAUGACAGGAAACAUCCAGUUUGACACGUUUGGCCGAAGAUCUAAUUUCUCCAUCGACGUGUACGAGAUGAAGCCCAAGGGACCCAGGAGGAUCGGCUACUGGAACGAGUUCGAAAAGUUUGUAUUUAUAAUGGAUCAGCAGGUCACCAACGAGUCCUCCUCUGUGGAAAACCGAACAAUUGUGGUCACUACUAUUAUGGAAGCUCCGUAUGUGAUGUACAAGAAAAACUUUCAGCAGCUGGAUGGGAAUGACAAAUAUGAAGGCUACUGUGUUGAUUUAGCUUCUGAAAUUGCGAAACAUGUGGGGAUAAAAUAUAAACUGUCAAUAGUGCCGGAUGGGAAGUAUGGAGCCAGAGAUCCAGAGACUAAAACGUGGAACGGGAUGGUGGGGGAACUGGUGUAUGGGAGAGCUGACAUAGCUGUGGCUCCACUAACAAUAACUCUGGUCCGGGAGGAGGUGAUAGACUUCUCUAAACCCUUCAUGAGCCUGGGCAUCUCUAUAAUGAUUAAGAAGCCUCAAAAGUCCAAGCCCGGGGUGUUUUCCUUCCUGGACCCUCUGGCCUAUGAGAUCUGGAUGUGUAUAGUUUUUGCCUAUAUUGGCGUGAGCGUGGUGCUCUUCCUGGUGAGCCGYUUCAGCCCCUAUGAGUGGCACCUGGAUGAGAACGACGAGGCCAAAGACCCUCAGAGCCCCCCCGACCCACCAAAUGACUUUGGGAUUUUUAAUAGUCUGUGGUUCUCCCUGGGYGCCUUCAUGCAGCAAGGAUGCGAUAUCUCACCAAGGUCUCUGUCCGGCCGUAUCGUCGGGGGAGUGUGGUGGUUUUUCACCCUCAUCAUCAUCUCUUCCUACACGGCCAACCUGGCUGCCUUCCUCACYGUGGAGAGGAUGGUGUCUCCGAUCGAGAGCGCCGAGGAUCUGGCCAAGCAGACAGAGAUCGCCUAUGGAACCCUAGACUCCGGGUCCACUAAGGAGUUCUUUAGGCGCUCCAAAAUAGCAGUUUAUGAGAAAAUGUGGUCGUACAUGAAAUCGGCCGAGCCCUCGGUGUUUGUCAAGACCACGCCAGACGGGGUUUCCCGGGUGCGAAAGUCGAAGGGCAAGUUUGCCUUUCUCCUGGAGUCCACCAUGAACGAGUACAUUGAGCAGCGGAAGCCGUGCGACACCAUGAAAGUGGGCGGGAACCUGGACUCUAAAGGCUACGGAGUGGCCACACCGAAAGGCUCAGCAUUAAGAAAUGCUGUUAACCUGGCAGUGUUAAAACUGAAUGAGCAAGGCCUCUUGGACAAAUUGAAAAACAAAUGGUGGUACGACAAGGGAGAGUGCGGCAGCGGGGGAGGUGACUCUAAGGACAAGACAAGUGCUUUAAGCCUGAGCAACGUGGCAGGGGUCUUCUAUAUUCUGGUCGGGGGGCUUGGCUUGGCCAUGACUGUGGCUUUGAUAGAGUUUUGCUAUAAGUCACGGCAAGAAACCAAAAGACUAAAGCUGGCCAAGAACGCCCAGAAUUUYAAGCCAGUCCCUCCGGCAAACACCCAGAAUUUUGCCACGUACCGUGAAGGCUACAACGUUUACGGGACGGAGAGUGUUAAAAUCUAAACGGUGGUUUGUGAAUCGACCUGAUGCGUCUGGAAACAGCCACUCUUUGUGACCCCCCUCCUCCCACCCCAAACACCCCGCCCCCAAAGGUUGGCAUCGUGGAGGCGACAGCCUUGACAUCAGCUCCGACACCGAUGCCUACGUGUCAACAAGUGCUCAUUUGUGGUUAACAAAGCCGUCACACUAACAGAGGGCAAUGACGCAGCAGGACCUUUUGGGAAUUGCCUCUUGUAGUGCCUUAAAGGAGCAUUUUGGCGUCACGGCAAUGCAACUAAAAUUAAAUUCACUUGAAGGAAAUAAAACUAAACAAUCGGUGGAGCUCGUGGAACUUGGACAAGAAACUGCAUCAGAUGACAUGUGGAUGAACUGUUGUAAUUAUUGUUUUAUACUUUGGAAGAAAAAAAAGACAAAAAAAGCCAUGAUUUACAAACAAAUCCCUGAGGUACUUAAAGUCAUAUGAAUCCUUUAAAGACAUAUUUUUGUGGUGAAACCUUAAGUUGGAUAAAUAUUAUAUUUAGUGAGGUAUAAAGUCAUUUUCUUGUUUUAUUAUAAGACUAUUUUCAGUGUCGGAAUAUUUAGGACAAGCAUCAAUCAGUAAUGUUAAGAAUCCAUCAAACUGGCGGAGUCGUGGUCCAGGUUUUACUCAGAAAAACUACAAAACAUUCAACAUGAUGUUCAACCUUUGUAUUUACUCAUUUGUUUUAAAUCAGAUGUGUGAUUUGUUUAAACUGCCACUAUUUGAAAAAUAACCCAUUUUUUWAAAAAAAUGAAGAAGUCUGCCUCUUAUCACUUAGUGCCAUGUUGUUGAAAUCAAAAGAAUGCUUGACAUUUUAGGAAGACGACUCCCGUUUCACAUCACAGAAAAUCUAAUGUUUUAUCUGAUCUCCUGGUUUACACUUUGUAUGCGCUCCACUGACGCUCUCAUUCAGGUGCAGUUUUGGUAAAAAUUAACGCAUCACAGCUUCUUCCGUUUUUGUGUGUUUUAUGCGUUUUGCAGAAGCUGUACAUCGAAGAAGAGCAACAAAUCAAACGUUUGUAGAGGUAAACUUUUUAUAAUUCGAAGGAGGGGGAAAGAAAAAUCUGAGAAAUGCUACAAACUACGUGGCGACACGUCUUCUCCAACACACAGAAAAAGUGCAUGUGAAUCUGGUGAUAGUUGAAACAAUCUGCAACUCUAAAUGGACUCGAGACGAACAUUUUGGACCCAGUUUGGUUUUUAAGUUUUUUUUUCCCUUUUUUUUCUGAUGGUACCUCAACCAUGAGAGUUGCAUGUAUGGACACAAGAGGCCUCAGUGAGGAGGUGGUGUACAAAAGGAUUUUAUUACAUUUCUUUAAUAAAAGCAAGUUUAUAUUCA